CUGCACUUUGUCAGCAGUCAUCUCCUGUACUGUCCGCAGUCUCUGGUCAUCUCCUGUACUGUGUCCGCAGUCUCUGGUCAUCCCCUGUACUGUGUCCGCAGUCUCUGGUCAUCCCCUGUACUGUGUCUGCAGUCUCUGGUCAUCUCCUGUACUGUGUCCGCAGUCUCUGGUCAUCACUUGUACUGUGUCUGCAGUCUCUGGUCAUCUCCUGUACUGUGUCUGCAGUCUCUGGUCAUCUCCUGUACUAUGUCUGCAGUCUCUGGUCAUCUCCUGUACUAUGUCUGCAGUCUCUGGUCAUCUCCUGUA
Messenger RNA from Staurois parvus, 306 nucleotides. The record is from the annotation of a GenBank genome assembly. Lineage: Eukaryota; Metazoa; Chordata; Amphibia; Anura; Ranidae.